Molecule: messenger RNA, 2602 nt
Organism: Pteronotus mesoamericanus
Lineage: Eukaryota; Metazoa; Chordata; Mammalia; Chiroptera; Mormoopidae
Gene: TMEM126B
Product: transmembrane protein 126B
Exons: 6
Coding region: 174-764 (196 amino acids)
Biological process (GO): mitochondrial respiratory chain complex I assembly
Cellular component (GO): mitochondrion
Source: RefSeq, a predicted model, not a curated record
GUGAGCCCUAAGAUGGCGGCGCUCCGGCGUGAGGCUGGAGCUGACCCUGGAGGUAAAGGUGUGGUGCCAGUGGGAGCUGGAGAAGCGCCUGAGCUCUGAAAGCAAGAACUGCAAAGGGCCUGGCUACCUUUGGGGAAAUCUAUAAGAAAAACAAAAGUAUUUCAGGCAUCAAGAUGGCAACAUACACACGUGGUCAGCCCAGCCUUUCUCUAAGAGAUGGAAACCUCAAAUCAAUGGUCAUCGAAAUCAUAGAAAAAAAAUUUGAGUAUCUUAGAAAAGAAAACCCUUUAAAUAUACAUGGAACAGCGAUUAUUGGAACAACAGCUAGUUUCUCUGGACUGUUGGCAAACUUCAUUUUCAGACACUGCUUCAAGGUUAACCAGGAUGCUUUGAAGACAUAUGCAUCAUUGACUACACUUCCAUUUUUGUCUACUGUAGUUGCUUAUAAGCUCCUUGUCACAGAUGCUUUGUAUUCAGGUAAUAUAAGCCAGGAAAAUUGUGUCCUGAGAAGUUCACUGGUUGGCAUAGUAUGUGGUGUUUUAUAUCCCACUGGUUUGGCUUUUUUAAAAAAUGGACGUCUGGCAGUAAAGUAUCAUACCGUUCCACUGCCACCGAGAGGAAGAGCCUUACUUUAUUGGGUGAUGCUUUGUCAAACAGAGGUAAAAGGAAUGCUAAUUCCUCUAGCCUUUCAGAUGGUCUUUGGAAUACAUAAUGGCAUAAAACAUUAUGCAAUAUUUGAAAGUACAUUUGAGAAAACUACAUGAAGAUUGACCAAAGAAUGAAUGGAUUUUUUAUGAUAAGGACUCAGGUCUUGCUGAAAAAGUUCAAAGUAACUCUGAACAAUUUGUUUCUAUUCUUUUUUGCCCUAGUAUAUAGCAGGUUCUCAGUGAAUAUUCAAUAAUUCAAUAAAUCAAUGUAAGUUUUGUCUUCCUCGGUGCAUGUGUAAAUAGGCUUGAGUCCUCAAGUUCUGAUCUAUACAUUUAUAUGUUCAUUCAUUCAUCAGACAUUUAUUGAGCAGCUGCUGCAUCUCAGGCACUGUGUUACAUGUAACAAUAAGUCUUUACCCAGAAGGAACUCACAGAAGAGAAAUUUAAAAUGUGAACACAAAGCAUGAGAGGGUUUGAGAGGUAUACACAUAAUUCUGUGGGAACAUUUAGGAUGUGGCCAUUAACUACUUGGGCAGAAGGGAAAGCUAUAGGGAAAAAGUGACAUUUGACUUCAUUUUGAAGAAGUUGAAAGUUCAUAAGAAAGCAAAAAACAGAAAUAGCUUAUGGCCCAUUCCUCUAAACUCUGAUUCUGUAUACGUACUAGCUUAUUAUUGUUAGCAAAUUAUUUUUACUAUGUUGUUUAAAGAACAUAAAUUGAGUGCCUAUUUGCUGUGCAUUGAGAUAGGUACCAGGAGUACAAAGAUUCAGUCCCUGCCCUCAACAAGCUUGAAGUCUAAAGAAAAACAUCACAGCCUGCUUCUUCAUAUCUGCUAGAGUAUUCAUCUCAGUUUAGGAAUGAACACUAAUGAAAAGAAUAAAACACAGAAUGAAAUUCCACAUCUCUUUCUCCUUGUAUUAACCAUGUAGUGAGAUUAAAUAUUUGGCCAUCUGAGGGCCCAAGCAACACAAAGCAGAAAUGGAAGUUUUGAGAAGGUACUUAUAGCAUCAUAUACAGCAAGCUAAAAUACAUGCACUUUCUUGCUAAUGAAAAAAAAAAGGUUAGUCAUCCAUCUUUCUGUUCUCAGAAUAAUUUAUGAUACUUGAAACUCUAAGGAAAGAGCAAGUGAUUGGGGUGGGGCAGGGGGCAUCAAGCCAAAUAGAAAACUAAACCAAUGAUACUCAUAUUUUAAUUCUUAAAAAAUUAUGAGUACAUGAAUGCUUUCUCAUUGUGAGAUAUUCAAAUGAUCCUCAAGUAUAUAUAUAGGGUGGGCCAAAAGUAGGUUUACAGUUGUGAGUACAUGAAACACAGAGAAUACUUGUAUUAUUAUUUAUUAUUAUUUUUCAUGUGAACAACUGUUAACCUACUUUUGCUCCACCCUUUAUAUAUAUUUGCUAUACAGAACAAGACUUGAAAAGUCCUCCUGCUCUCCCAGUCAAUCCUAUUUCUACUCAGUUCUCUGGAGGUAGCCAUUAUAAAGUUAAUGCCUCUUUCCUUGCAAUAUUCUUUUGUAAUUUACAUAUUUUAAAAUAAAUUGUAUUAUCCAUACAUACUAUGCUGAAAAUUUUUACUUGACUGUAUGUCUUAGAGAUCUUUCCAACUCAUUACACAUAGGUCCAACACAUUCUUUUUAGUGGCAGUACAUUUUUGAAUAGUCCAGUGUUCACAUAGGUGAUUCUUCCAACCCCUGGUCUCUCUACCUUACCACUUAUUCCGAUGGUCAUACUUUAGACCCAUCCACCUGAUAUAAUAGUCUGUAGCAUUUGAGAUGUGAAUAGUCUAAAUUGAAAUGUGUUACAAGUGUAAACCACAACAAGUUUUGGAGAUUUACUAUGUAAAAGAGAAUGUAAAAUAUCAUGAAUAAUUAAUCUAUGGAUUAGUUGUUGAAAGGUUAGUUAUUUAUAUUAGAUUAAAUAAAACACAUUCAUUUUACUUCUUUUUAUAAUGUGUCUACUAG